Molecule: messenger RNA, 1932 nt
Organism: Ustilaginoidea virens
Lineage: Eukaryota; Fungi; Ascomycota; Sordariomycetes; Hypocreales; Clavicipitaceae
Exons: 2
Coding region: 1-1932 (643 amino acids)
Cellular component (GO): mitochondrion
Molecular function (GO): ATP binding; RNA helicase activity; nucleic acid binding
Source: RefSeq, a predicted model, not a curated record
AUGCUAAGGCAAGGCUUUCGCCGCUGUGCCGGCUUGGCCGCCGUCGGCGCUCCAUCUGUAUUUGUCCGCGCUCAAGCUUCCCUGCCUGUUGCGCAGAGGACAAUACUAUCUCUUUCACGCAAUGCCGCGGUUUUCCGAAGCCUGCCAUGUGCACUCAGACUCUACAGCUCAGAAGGAGCAGCUGUCGAGUCUCCGACACCCGCAGAGACGGUAGCGGGUGAGAUUUCUAAUUUUGCCGACUUGUCCACGCUCGGUGUCCACCAAAACCUCCUGAAAGCCAUAACCAAGGACCUAGGUUACGCCACGAUGACCCCUGUCCAGGCAAAGACCAUCACUCCCGCCCUCAAAGGCACGGAUAUCGUGGCUCAAGCCAAGACUGGUACGGGGAAAACCAUCGCCUUCCUGCUACCGCUGUUGCAGCGAAUGAUUGAAGAAGAUCCCUCUCUUGCCUCCAAACAAGCUUCUCGACGUGCUCGGUCAGAUGACAUCCGCGGAAUUGUUCUCUCUCCCACCCGUGAAUUGGCUGAGCAGAUUGCCGUCGAAGCUCAGCGCCUCGUUAAGCACACUGGCCUUGUUGUGCAGUCAGCCGUUGGGGGCACAAGCAAAAGUUCCAUGCUUCGACAAACUCAGAGACAGGGAUGCCAUCUUUUAGUUGCCACCCCCGGGCGCUUGAAUGACCUCCUCCAAGACCCACAAUCUGGUAUAGAGGCACCAAAUCUAGCAGCUUUGGUUCUGGACGAAGCGGAUCGUAUGCUAGAUGUUGGCUUUGAAAAGGAACUGAACGACAUCGUCGGCUGCCUGCCAAGCCGAGACCAGAAAGUCCGACAGACUAUGCUGGUUUCGGCCACUAUACCCGACAAUGUCAUUCGUCUUGCUCGCAAAAUGGUCCGAUCCGACGAUUUUGAAUUCGUCCAGACCAUUGGCGAAAAUGAAUCACUUACUCACGAUCGAGUUCCUCAACAUCUCGUUCGCCUGAAUUCAUGGACCAACGCCUUUCCGGCCAUAUUUGAGCUCAUUGACCGCGAAUCGGCCAAGGCGGACGAAGACCGGGAAGCAGCACCGUUCAAGGCUAUUGUAUAUCUCAACACUACGGCCAUGGUGGAAAUGGCCAGCGAGCUCGGUUUCCAGCGAAGGAAGCAGGGUCUCAUGAAGCUUUCUACAUUUUCCAUCUCGUCCCAGCUCUCGCAGUAUGCUCGGACGGCUUCGGCAGACAGGUUCCGCACCGUGCGAAAGGGAGUCUUGUUCUCCUCCGAUGUCACAGCCCGUGGCAUGGACUUCCCGGACGUUACCCACGUUAUCCAGCUGGACUGCCCCCGAGACCGCGAAUCCUAUAUCCAUCGACUAGGCCGCACUGCUCGACAGAACAAGGGCGGCGAGGGAUGGCUCUUCUUGCCACCAACUUCACUGUCCCCGGCGAGAAAGCUUCUUGAAGGGCUGCCUCUACAACCCAACGAUACUCUUGAAAGUGCCAAGGUCAACGCCGAGGCCGAAAACCUGCCAGAGUAUCAUGAGAAGAUAAAACAGCUCACCCAGUCUCUACCUAGAAAGAUGCUGGUGAAUGCCUACACCUCCCUCUUCGGCGGCCAAAUUCAUCGAAGAGAGGAAUUUGUCGAAGAUGUGAACCAGUGGGCAACUGUGGGAUGGGGCUGGAGCGAGCCGCCUGCCGUUUCGCACAGUUUUGCCCGCAAUCAAGGCCUGCUUGACUCUGCCUUGAAUAUUCAGGAACGCAGUCAUGCACGAGAUGAUGACUUUGACCAUGACAAGCCUCGCCGCGGUGAUCGUUAUGCAAAUCGUUCCGGACACAGGUCAGAGAAUUCACGAUCGUCGGACCCAUUCGUUGAAAUGGGGCGUCAGGUCCGUCGAGAUGGACCUCCGAACAAGCGGCCUAGACGGUUCGACUCAUCCAGAGGUUCCCGACGAAGCUCCUGGUGA